Molecule: messenger RNA, 3309 nt
Organism: Rhinolophus ferrumequinum (greater horseshoe bat)
Lineage: Eukaryota; Metazoa; Chordata; Mammalia; Chiroptera; Rhinolophidae
Gene: CDC42SE2
Product: CDC42 small effector 2
Exons: 7
Coding region: 618-866 (82 amino acids)
Biological process (GO): regulation of Rho protein signal transduction
Cellular component (GO): plasma membrane
Molecular function (GO): small GTPase binding
Source: RefSeq, a predicted model, not a curated record
CCUGGGCGGGGAGGGCGGGGCCAGGAAGCGGCGAGUGCGCCGGGAAGCGCAGCUGCGGGCGUGGGGGAGGCAGGAGCCGCGGAGCCGGCCCCGAGAGCGGCUGCGGCCGGAGCGGGCAGCCGAGACAAAGGCGACGAUAGGACGAGUUGUAAGUGUGUGGAGCUUUGAGUGAAACCUCAGACCCAAGUGAGAAGAAACCUUCAAGGAACAACUACUAACACCUGAAAAUGUACAUUCAUUAAAUUCCUGGCAGUGAUCUGACCAUAAAAGAAAAGCCAGUUGGCUAAGAAACCAACACUGGAGAAGAGCAGAGAAAAGCCACACCCCGAUCAGACUACCUGUCAUAGGUCCUGAGUCAAGACGAUUUUUAUACACCUUCCCGGUGGUUCCGAAACGAGUCUCUGUAGAACCACAAGCAAAGAAAGGAAAUAGUCUGACUUUUUCUUCAUUAAAUUGACUGUAUAAGAUACUUGACUUCCAGGAGCAAAACACAGAGAAGUAAUACAAUUGUUAUUCGACAUCAUUGGACAUACACCCUGUUGAGGAGCGUUUGUGAAGCUUCCUGAGUGGAGAUUUGGAAACUCGCUUGGUGCUCACUUAUACUUUGGACUACCAGCAUGAGCGAAUUCUGGCUCUGUUUCAACUGCUGUAUUGCCGAGCAGCCUCAGCCUAAAAGGCGCCGGCGGAUUGACCGAAGCAUGAUCGGCGAGCCCACAAACUUUGUGCACACGGCCCACGUGGGAUCAGGAGACCUGUUCAGUGGGAUGAAUUCAGUUAGCUCCAUUCAGAACCAAAUGCAGUCCAAGGGAGGCUACGGGGGCGGGAUGCCGGCCAGCGUGCAGCUCGUGGAUACGAAGGCAGGAUAGCCCCUGCUCCCGUCAUUGUGAAUUUCUGUGUUUUCUCUUUCCACUAGUCUUUAAUUUUUUUUUUUUUGUCGUGACUGCUUUUCUUUUCUUUUCAAUUACAACAAAGAAGUGUGAUGGCAUCGCGUUCAUCCUGUUGUGACAUCACUGUCCUGCUCCGAAGCAGCUGCUGUCACGUGACUCCUGUGCGUUUCCUCCAGCUGACACACAUGGCUAUGGACUCACGGCAGUGCUGUAGAUUGUGGCCGAAAUCCCAGUUUUUAUCAAUAUGGAUCUGGUCUUAGCAUGAUCUUUUUUGUGAAUGCUAGCACUGUUUUGCAUUUUCUUUUCCAUUUUAAACAUCUCUUCACCGCCAACCCUCUGCCUUAUGAUUUUAUUGGUAAGGAUCUGCUAUCAUUUGUUACUUCGUCACCAUUUAUGUAUAUUUUGGAAGGUAUGAGACCCAUAAGCACAAUGACCAUUUGAAACUUCAGCAGAAUAGAUAUCUGCAUGCUUUAAGAAGUUGCUUCGUAUGGGAGCCCCCGGGCUGAUGAUACUGCUGCUAUUAGAGAAAGGUUAGCUGUGGCACCAGGUCACAUCAGUUUCACAAAAAAGGUAACUUGUAGCUUAUUUUAGAAGUAUGACUUUUUGGUCUAUUUAGUUAGAAUUACAAUAAAAAGAAAAGUUUGCAUUCCUUCUGUUGUAAAUGUUCAAUAUAUUUAUUUUGAGAGCAAGGACCUGUGAUUGUAAGCAGGUGUGGCUGUAUCUGAGCGUUGUGGUAACUCCCUCCUCCCGUCUGGCUCUGGGCAUCUUAGUAGCUGUUCGUAUCUUUUGUAUUCCUUCGUUUUUACGUGUUUUCAUUUUAUGUUUCAUAUUACGGUGUCCAGUUUCCAGGAGCAGUGUGGUGAGCUUCUGGCCUGUCCUCCUACCUGCAGACGCAGUGGCCUUUCCAUACUUUGCGUAUUUUGGGGCAGUGGAACAUACUGACCUGGCUGAAUCGUCCCACCUGUAUGGGACGUUUCUUAGGUUCCAAAAUAUGUUUACUCUUACAAAUUUCUAUAAAUGCUUUUCCUUCCCCAUAAGGGUGUAGCAUUAAGCCAGUUAGGAUUUACAUUUUAACAAGAACGCAAACUACUGUCUCUGUCCCAUCCAGCCUUGUCUAACGACAUUUGGUAGAAUUAACAUUUCCUGCAGCAAAUGGGGCUUAAUUAAUUGAAAACUUAGCGCUAAGGAAUUAGGCAAUUGAAAGUGAUUGUUUUCUUUUUUUUAUCCCUUUCCCCUCACCUUAGUCCCAGGCUUUUAUGAAAUAGGUAACUGAAUAAAUACUGGGUGUGUGUAGGCAAAACAUGAAAGCAUUGCUCCCCCAAUUCUUUUAACGUACCCGGGACGGGGGGGUGGGGCAUGAUAUUGAUCACUCAGUCCUUGUACUUUGAGCCUUUGUAGGUGUCAGUGUCAAGCAGAAUCUUGUCAAGGGAAACAUGUAUGCCUAGUAAUCACAACAGGCAGCUUGCAGUUCAUAUAGUAACUUCUGUUCACCUGGUGUCAUUCAUCCCUUGUACAGCUGUCCUGCGGGGGCACCAGCUCCAGAAAAGACGGGCUCGAUUUCCUGCAUUGGCAGCUCGGGUGCCAUGUAGUCUACUUCUAUUUUGACUUUUAAAAUUCGUACAGUUUUUAUAGUUGUCAUCUAACUCCUGGAACUACAAUACAGGGAAGCCAGGGGCCCUUUUCCCCAGCACAUAAUUUGAUUUUACUUUUUUCCAAUCGCUAUCUUUUCUGCUUCUUCAACGACCAACUACUCCCGUGGGCGUGUCCCCAUGGUAAGCACAGGGUCGCCAUUGACUUCCAGGCUCAGUGGCCACACUCUGUACAAGGACAUGCCAAGGAAGGUGCCGUAGAUUCAAGAGUACCAGAAAUUCUAAGAUAGAACUUGGGGCACAAAUUUUCUAGGACAGCUUGACGAUAUCUGAGUAUGGAGGCAGCUUUCCCACAUUCCUAAGUGGGAUUGUAACUCUCAGGAGGUCAAUUGGUCCCCAGAGCAAUGUAUCUCAUUUUAAAAUUGAAGCUAAUUAAGUAGGAUUGACUGUUAAUAACUUUGCUGAAAUACAUGCUUGUAACUGUUAAGCAAGGCAAAGUGAAUCAAGGUCUCAUGACACAGGUUCUUCUUUGGGUCUUUGUGCUGCUGAGCACAGACCGGAAGUGCUGCUGGGCGAGUGGGCCCAGCACCUGCCUCCACAGGGACGUGUCAGCCUCCACUCGGGAUUAAAUUAUAGCAGUUCUAGAGAGCAAGUUUGCCUUGAUUUUGUUUAAAAUGACUUCUGCUCAGCACCCAAAAGAUAAAAUUGACAUAUUUUUAUAAUAUAAGCAUACUUUUUUUGUACAUUGUGUUCAUUCUUAAAUAGAGUUCAGUGUUGGCUUGUAGAUAUUAAAAAGAAAUUAUUGAUUCAAUAAAUGUUUUCUUUCAAUCCUU